GCCUGUAAAUCCUGCCAAAAUGCUAAUUCGUGAAAGGGACAACGAAGCUUCUUCCCAACCAGACUCAUCGUUAGAUGUGCAAUCCUGUUCCACAACUUCUGAUACUACGUUAGACGUGCAAUCCUGUUCCAUAACUUCUGAUACUACGUUUGACGUGCAAUUCUGUUCUACUCCAAGUUCAUCUUCCGCACGCGAGCAAGCGAAAAAAUCGAAAGGCGAGCAAGCAGUAGUAGACGCAAUUACUGCUUUACUUCAACCUUCACCUCAAAAAGAACAGAUCACUACUCACUCUCGAAGGAUUCAUGUCAGCAGGUGUAUUACAUCCGAUGAAUAUAUUGCCGAAAAAAAAAGAAUGGAAGAAGAAAAAGCGAAAAAAGCUGCUAAGCCAAAAAAACGCAAAGGUGCUCGAGUUGAAAUGAGCAGUGGCGAGGAAGACGAAGCUUACGUAGAUGAUCCUGACACGCCUCCUCCAAAAAAAACGAGAAGAAAAAAACGCAAAGCUGAUCAGGUUAAAAUUUAUACGAGUAGCGAAGAAGAAAACGAAGAUUACGACGAUUACGUAGAUGAGCCGCCUCCUCCAAAAAAGACCGAAACGAGAAAGCGCAAAGCCAACCAGGUUGAAAUGAGUAGUGAAAAAGAACUUGUCGAUUCAGAAAUAGAAGAGCUCGAUUAUGUAAUCGUCAGAUUCCCAGUCUCACAAAAUAAUAGAGAUCGUUUAUGGAUUGGACAAGUCUUGAAAAAAGAAAAGCGAUCAGUCACGGUGAAAUUCCUUAGAAAAAAAGUAUCGGAGAAAUUCGGAGCCAUCUUUACAUACCCGAUUACAGACGAUACCAUGUCCGUUAACCAUUCCCAGAUAAAAAGAAAAGUGAAAAUCAAUUAUAUAAAAAGAGGAGUGCAUGUUUUUCAUUUAACAGACGAUGAAAUUAAAGUUGUGGAGUAAUUUUUUAAAUUUUUACACGUAUUACAUAUGUACUAUGUAAUUUACUAUAUAAUUAGUAUGUAAGUCAAAAAUCUGC
Pseudomyrmex gracilis is the source of this 1016-nucleotide messenger RNA. RefSeq lists its product as uncharacterized. Lineage: Eukaryota; Metazoa; Arthropoda; Insecta; Hymenoptera; Formicidae. The transcript is spliced from 3 exons. The record is from RefSeq and is a predicted model, not a curated record. The coding region runs from base 20 to 940 and encodes 306 amino acids.